This is a messenger RNA of Glycine soja, 942 nucleotides long. RefSeq names its product auxin-binding protein ABP19a-like. Bases 56 to 685 code for a protein of 209 amino acids. The record is from RefSeq and is a predicted model, not a curated record. The transcript has a single exon. Gene Ontology annotation, molecular function: manganese ion binding. Gene Ontology annotation, cellular component: cell wall. NCBI's taxonomy places the organism in Eukaryota, Viridiplantae, Streptophyta, Magnoliopsida, Fabales, Fabaceae.
UAGAGUAGCCUACCAUUCAUUCCCACAUUCCCAUUUUUCACACCACCAACACAAGAUGUUUCUCCACAUUGUGUUCCUCCUUUUCCUUCUCUCAUCCACUUCCCAUGCCACUGUCCAAGACUUCUGUGUGGCAGACCUCAAAGGUGCAGACACCCCUGCAGGCUACCCCUGCAAGCCACCUGCUAAUGUCACUUCAGAUGACUUUGUGUACACUGGCUUAGCUGAAGCUGCAAAUGUCACAAACAUAAUCAAUGCUGCUGUGACCCCAGCUUUUGUUGCUCAAUUCCCAGGUCUCAAUGGCCUUGAACUAUCUGCAGCAAGGUUGGACCUUGGUCCUAGUGGUGUUAUCCCACUCCACACUCAUCCAGGUGCCAAUGAACUACUCAUUGUGCUUCAAGGUCACAUCCUUGCUGGAUUCAUAUCUUCAGGUAACAUAGUUUAUCAGAAGGUGCUGAAAAAGGGAGAGCUCAUGGUUUUCCCACAAGGGCUGUUGCACUUCCAAAUUGCUGUUGGUAAGAGAAAGGCCCUUGCUUUUCCUGUUUUCAGCAGUGCAAACCCUGGCCUCCAAAUCCUUGACUUUGCACUGUUUGCCAGCAACUUCUCCACUCCUUUGGUGACACAGACCACUUUCCUUGAUCCUGACCUAGUGAAGAAGCUUAAGGGUGUUCUUGGGGGUAGUGGCUAGGCUAGCCUUAUGGUUAAUUAAUAAUUGCUUAUUAUUUUGCUCAAUUCAUUACUUUUGUGCUUUCAAUUCGCUAAACUUGUCCAGCUCAAUUGACUGAGCUACGUGAGUGACUAGUUUUAAAUCCUUUAAUAUUUAUGUUUGAUUCUUACGUAUAAAAAAAUAAAUUCAUUAGACUUGUCCAGGUCUCAUGGUCAUUGAAUUGCUCGUGUUAAUGUGAAGUAAUUUAAUAAACUCUCGUGCUUGAUUUUUGUUUUCCA